This is a messenger RNA of Cetraspora pellucida, 984 nucleotides long. The record is from the annotation of a GenBank genome assembly. NCBI's taxonomy places the organism in Eukaryota, Fungi, Glomeromycota, Glomeromycetes, Diversisporales, Gigasporaceae.
GAUGAUAAAAAAUCAAGUGGUAAUAAUAUAAUUAAACUUGGGUUUCCUUCACUCUCUACAACCAUCGGGCAAAUACCAAUCGAUGAAGCUGCACGCAUUGCUUGUGAAGUUAUAAAAGAAUUUUUAAAUUCUCAUAAAAAUGAUUGGGACUUUCAAUUGAUUUUAAUUGAUCAAGAUGAACGAGUGUUAAAUAUUUUUGAAUUGGAAUGGAAGAAAUUUAAAGAAAAUGAAGAAUCAAGGUUUCAAAUUAAACUUGGAGAUUUUGUUGAAAUAAUGGUUGAAAUUGAGAUAGAAUACAUUGUAAACGAAUCAACAUGGAGGUUAAAACCCGAUGUGACACCUUUGAGUAAAAGUUUAUACGAAGUUAUAGGAUCAAAAUUAUUUGAAGAGAUGAAACGGUUAUAUCCAAAUCCGGGAAUAGUUGGUGAAGCAUACCCUGUACCUAUACCAUCAACUAGUGAAUUUUAUAAAGGCGUAAAUCAGAUUAUAUACGUAAUUUCUCCUAACAUGAACCCAUCUCGACCAGAUCCAGUCUCCCUUGAAGUUGCCAAAAAUGCCCUUAAAGAAUCAUAUCAAUCGAUGUUGAACGCCUUCUGGACGUUAAAAAAUGGUCAACAGUAUACUCCAAGGAGGCAACAAUCGCAAGAAAAAAGAUCUGCCUUUGAUGUGUUGAUGGGCAUAGUACAUAACUCUGCCUCAACGCCCAAACCUACAACGAGAUCAUCGUCAUCAACGCAUACAUUUUCUUGGGGAAGAGAUGUACUCUUACCGUAUUGUGAGCGCCCGGAGAUUUUUUCCGAUAAAGAAGUAUAUUCUUAUGACGACAAUAUUGUCAUUAUUUGGGAUAAAUAUCCAAAGGCAAAAAUACAUCUUUUAGUCAUGCCAAGACAAUUAAAAAUUGAUAGUCUUGAAGAAUUGAAAAAACAGGAUCUAAACUUGAUUCAAACUAUGAAACGAAAAGGGCAACAGGUGAUCGAUUCGUAG